AUGGCGCGCUAAAUGUACGAACGGAGUGUACACAGUCUCGUCGACGCUCCAGAACCAUGGAAUCAGAAUUCGAGGGCUUUUGCUCCGGUAAAUAAACGUACAGCCUCAAUGCUGCAGUGACAGUGUGUUUGUGUUUGAAACAGUUUUAUGCGUGCUUACAGGCAACCAAAUACUGACCAAACAUGCAGACCGCUGGCAAAAGAUCAGCUUCGGCGUACCGGUUCUAGAUCGGCUCACGGACGGUGGUGUCUGUUGUCGAGGAACUUUCGAAGUUUCCGGAGAUCCCGGUUCGGGAAAAACACAGAUCGCCUUAAAGCUGGCACUCUCAGCUCAACGCGAGGUGCCGGAUGCAUCCGUCGUCUACAUAUGUACCGAGCAUAUGUUCCCGUCCGGAAGGCUUCUACAGAUGGAGCAAGAGUACAAACGCAGGCACCCGCAUGAUAGCGCAAUACAAGCCCGUAACUUUGCGGAUCAUAUACUCGUCGAGCAUGUACGAUGUGUGCCCUCUUUGAUGGCGUGUCUGUUUGACCGGCUGCCAAAGCUGUUAGCGAAAACAAGGAUCGCCGUGCUUAUCAUCGAUUCCAUCACUAACCCAUUCCUGGAAGAGACGAACUACGUUUCGCGUGCCGAAACGUUUCGUGCGAUCGUGCACGACUUGCAACAACUCCAGGAGCAGCACAAUUUUGCAACAUUCGUCACAAACCAGGUACGUGCGGUGAUUGAUUCUGCUACACUCGACGAUCAGCGACUCGUUCCCGCGCUGGGGCUAGCCUGGAGCUCGCUGGUGCACACCCGUUUGCAGCUGUCCCGAAAUCUGAACUCCAGUGAUCGACGCUGUACGGUAGUGUUUGGACCGUCUUUGAGCCCGAAGCAUGGGUACUAUUGCAUCGACGAGUCGGGUCCGGUGGAUGCGGUAGUACACACGGACGGAACGGAACCAUGUGAAUGAGAGAAAUCGCUUCAUUGUUGUUUACACACCUGCAGUAGUAGUUCUACAGAUUUAUUAUUGUUCGUAAAGAUAGACCUAUGUAGUAUGAGCGAUCGGUUGCGGAUCGGUGAGAUCUUCUUUUUUUCGGGUUUACCAUACACACCAAUUACCAAUUAGUCUCUCGACCAAAUACGAUCAAAAGUAUAGUAUAUAGGGGGGAUGGAUUGUUAACAGUACAUUACAUAAAUGGGCUCGUUUAGGAAUGCCUUCUAAACAGUGUUCAUUUGUCUAAACAGAUACCUAAGAGCGAAGAUAACAUUCACCUUUGGCAAAUAUAGUAAGAAGAGUUGACCUUCUGUUAAGCAUUCAGAGCAUGGACAUGUGUGUAUGUUCUGCUUUUUGUUUGGCUAUUGUUUAUGCGUUGUUUUCUCUUUCUUUUUGUUGCAACGAGUCCCUGGUGCCGGUUUACAAUUUAAACAUUUUCCCUAAACUAAGCACAUGUUCUUGCUACCGAAGUUGUUUUCUAUUUAUAUAUAUUUUUUUGUUGAGUCUUUCUUCUUUAAAAUGCCGCUUUCACGUACGCUAAUAAUCAUAAUCAUCUCUAGUCUAGUCUCUGUUUAUCCGUAUGUUUUAAAACAUUUCUCACUAGUUUUGGUUUGUCUUUCUUGUUUACGAACGGUGGUGGGUAAUGUCGUUUUUAAAACGUUGAUAUCUCAAUAACAACACGUUAGGAGUAGAGUAGAGCGGUAGCCGUUAGUACAAUUAGGUGUGUAAGUAUAGCAUUAUUAGUAGCAGUUUUAGUAGUAGUAGUAGUAGUAGUAGUAGUAGCCGUAAGGUAGCUCGUUUUGCCAGUACACACAGUGUGCAGCAGCAGGUAUCCUCGCAAUUUGAUGGCCGCUUCCUGUUGUCUAGUGAAAUUAGAUUGUCUUAGUAGUAACAUUACACAGCUGAUAGACACGGUUUGAUGUUUUUUUUUUUUGGUUCAUCUUACUAUUUUGUUGCCUAUUUUGUCCGUUAUUUUUUACGACUAAACGCUAUUUACACAUCACAUUCUGUAGAAUACCCGAUAGACAUUGGUUUUGGAUUUGUUUUUCCUACGAUACAAAACAAUUAGCCGGCGCACGUUUAGCAGUAAACACAAGGGGCUGUAGUAUAUGUUGUUCGGUUAGUGCACAUAGUUGUUUAAGUAGUAAACGAUAGGUUCGAAAGUAGCAAACCGAAUGGAGUAGCAUCCAUCUAUAGAUUGGCCUAUUCAAUCUGACUAUUGGAUAUUACAUUUAUGUUAAACAAUAAACUUGUUUGUAUGCACCAA
Molecule: messenger RNA, 2240 nt
Organism: Anopheles stephensi (Asian malaria mosquito)
Lineage: Eukaryota; Metazoa; Arthropoda; Insecta; Diptera; Culicidae
Product: DNA repair protein XRCC3-like
Exons: 2
Coding region: 380-949 (189 amino acids)
Biological process (GO): telomere maintenance via recombination; double-strand break repair via synthesis-dependent strand annealing; resolution of mitotic recombination intermediates
Cellular component (GO): replication fork; Rad51C-XRCC3 complex
Molecular function (GO): four-way junction DNA binding
Source: RefSeq, a predicted model, not a curated record